AUGGCGACAACGACACCCUUCCCUGUGGGCGGCCGAGGCUUCGGCAACCGCGCCGGCGGAGCGGGGCCCUCCACCACGCACCAGCAGCGGGAAGCGCAGCGCAUAGAGCGCGAGCGGCAGGAACGCGCGGAGCGGGACAGGCUGGCGGACGCGGGCCGGGGCGAGAUCGCGGAGCUGAGCGACGAGCAGCGAGAAGAAAUCAACGAAGCAUUCCAGCUCUUCGACCUCGACAAAGACGGCCACAUCGACUAUCACGAGCUCAAAGUCGCCAUGAAAGCCCUCGGCUUCGAUCUACCCAAGCAAGAAAUCCUCACCAUCCUCCGCGUAAACGGUAUCCCCGCCAACACCAUCAACGGCAAAUCCAAAGCACCCGCAACGUCCAACAACAACAACAACCCGGCCUUCACCGGCCCCACGCGCCUGCUCCUCCCCCUACAGACAUUCCAAGCCAUUAUGGCGCACCGCAUCAUGACCCGCGAUCCGAGCGACGAGGUCAUGCGGGCAUUCGAGUUGUUCGAUGAAGGAGGUAAGGGUAAGAUCACGCUGCAAGACCUGCGGCGGGUGGCGCGAGAGCUAGGUGAAGGGCUGCAGGAGGAAGAAUUGGCCGCCAUGAUCGAGGAGUUCGAUCUCGACGGGGACGGCGCGAUUGGGAGAGAAGAGUUUGUGGGUAUAUGCAUAGGAUGA
Diplodia corticola is the source of this 684-nucleotide messenger RNA. Its product is annotated as cell division control protein cdc31. Gene Ontology annotation, biological process: spindle pole body duplication. The record is from RefSeq and is a predicted model, not a curated record. Lineage: Eukaryota; Fungi; Ascomycota; Dothideomycetes; Botryosphaeriales; Botryosphaeriaceae. Bases 1 to 684 code for a protein of 227 amino acids. The transcript has 3 exons. Gene Ontology annotation, molecular function: calcium ion binding; microtubule binding. Gene Ontology annotation, cellular component: mitotic spindle pole body; half bridge of spindle pole body.